This is a messenger RNA of Pyrus x bretschneideri (Chinese white pear), 2097 nucleotides long. RefSeq lists its product as uncharacterized. The coding region runs from base 389 to 1018 and encodes 209 amino acids. Lineage: Eukaryota; Viridiplantae; Streptophyta; Magnoliopsida; Rosales; Rosaceae. Gene Ontology annotation, molecular function: protein binding. The record is from RefSeq and is a predicted model, not a curated record. The transcript has 3 exons.
AAAGGCAACUGAACACGAUCUGUUACUCACACGAGUGGCUCUGAUUAAUUUCAAUAUUGUUUUAAAUUUACAGGUCAAAGGCACAGAAAUUGUAGAUCUCAAGCAAGUAAAAGAAUAUAGUUUAAAAAGCAUGUUGAAUGUACCACAGAAGCCCUUCAACCCGCCACUGAAACAUCUUUUUCAUGCAAUUCUUCUCCAAACUCUCAUUCCGCUUCCGGGUUCACAGAAUUCAAUCAAGAAUCCAAAAGUUUGGACUUCGAAGCCAUUCGGCGAACUCAGUCUGACAGAAACUUAGAAGAAACUACUAGUCUAUAGUUGUUGUGACGUGGAAGAGUUAAGGAAUUCAGCUGCACCAUUGAAGUCUUCAUAUAAACAUGAUCACGACUCAAUGCUGGAAACAGCUCCUUCUUUUUCGAUAUUUAACGAAGCAAGUGAGCUUUGUGAUGAAAUGAUUCCGAGGCAGGAUUCUAAACAAGAACCACUAGGGAGGACUAAUACAGUAGGAGAUAGCAUAGACGUGACCUGGGGUGGAGGCUUCAGCUUUGAGAAGAUGGGAUUGAUUGAGGAGAAAGAGGAAGAGGAAGGUAUGAAGGCGAUCCGGACUUUGCGCAUUGAUGAAGAAGUAAAAAGACCUGCCAGUCCUCCCUUGUAUCUUGCAACAGGGGUUGGGGUUGGUGGUGCUGGUUCUGGUUGUGAUGCUUGGGAUAAUGAUUUAACUACGGAAAUUGUCGAUGCGAGCGACAAUCCCAAAGAGUAUUAUAAGAGGAUGGUUGAUGAAUAUCCCUGCCACCCUUUGUUCCUCAGGAAGUAUGGUCAAGCUUUUGAGGCUAAGGGAGAUUUCGAUGGAGCUGAAGAUUUCUGUUUCCGUGCUACACUAGCGAAUCCUGGAGAUGGUGAGGCUUUAUGUCAAUAUGCUACGCUGGUUUGGCAGCUUCAUCGUGACCAAGAUAAAGCCGUGAGUUACUUUGAACAUGCAGCUCAGGCUAGUCCUCACGACAGGUACCAUUUUAUUGAUUAAAUCUUUCUCCAAAGAAAACAGAAAUCUACUUUCACAUUACUUGCUGAAGCAGUUAGGUUUUGUACAAAUCCGCGUACAUUUUGUCAAAGUGAUGCACGGUAAAAAGAUCUUGACCAGAUUGCUGUUUAGGCUGUUUAGCACAUCUGAAUGUUAAUAAUUUGUUUCUGGAUUGGAGCAAUAUUCUUGCAGCAUACGCUAGUUUUCUUUGGGGAAUAGAGGAUGACUCGGAAGAAGAUGAAGCAUGUCGUGGUCAGGUGGAGGUGCUUUAUUGGUCUUUUUGUUCUCUGGUUGACGAUAUGAUGGCAUUUGAGAAUGCUUACGUUACUGUAAAUGACCUAAUGCCCUGUGGAACGGAUUCUGGAUUUCACGGGCGAUGGUGUGCCUGAUACAGCAGCAGCUGGCUCAAGGAGUGACGACCCUGAGGAGAAUUACAAGAUGAUGAUUGAAGAGAAGCCCAACAACGCUUUGUUGCUAGGAAAUUAUGCUCAGUUCUUGUGGCGGGUGAGAAACGUGCAUUCUGCUCUCUUAUCAUUCGGUUUUUUAUAUAAAACCUCAACUUACGAAAAUCCAAGGGAGACCUUCAAGGAGCACAAGAGUAGUAUUUGCAGGCGACACUAGCUGAUCCUGGGGACGGUGAGAUCAUGGCUCAAUAUGCAACACUGGUAUGGGAACUUCAUCACGACAGUAAGAGGGCACUGUCGUACUUUGUGCGAGCAGCUCAAACUAAUCCCGAAGACAGCUCAACCUGGAAACAUUGUCUUGAAAAUGUGCUUCUGUAUUCUGUAGUAAUAUAGCUUUAUUGACCGGAUUAAAUGACCUGUUGGCAUUUGGUUCCAUUGCUUUUAGCUAUAUUCUUGCUUGCGGCGUAUGCUCAUUUCCUUUGGGAACAUGACGAAGAAGAUGAGGAGGACAGCGUAAUGCAAGCUCACGUCCAAGCGCCUCUUGUACAAGGAGGAGUGGAGAGCGUUGGAAACGCCUGAAUUGCUAACACAGAUUGCCGGAUUGAUGAAUUAAUAUCUAAUGCUUCAUAGGAUCAGAAGCUGUACACUCUUCUUGUUUUUGUAACCGAGAAAUACAAC